Pyricularia pennisetigena is the source of this 357-nucleotide messenger RNA. RefSeq lists its product as uncharacterized. Bases 1 to 357 code for a protein of 118 amino acids. Gene Ontology annotation, cellular component: membrane. The record is from RefSeq and is a predicted model, not a curated record. The transcript has a single exon. Gene Ontology annotation, molecular function: transmembrane transporter activity. NCBI's taxonomy places the organism in Eukaryota, Fungi, Ascomycota, Sordariomycetes, Magnaporthales, Pyriculariaceae.
AUGUACGAGGUCAUAAUCCCCAACAAGGCCAGCGGGUUCCUCACGCCCCGCGGACAAGCCCACGUCUUGGACCGCAUCGACCAAGACCGCGGCGACGCCGAACAGGACAAGGCGACGGGGGCCAAAAUCUUCCACCACCUCCCCGAUUGCAAGUCGUACUUUUGGGCUUUCAACCUGCUGGCGUCUGCUAUGCCCAGCUAUGCGCUCGCCUUCUUCAUGCCCAUCAUCCUGACCGAGGGCAUGGGUUUCAGCACCGCCCAUUCGAUGCUGCUCAUGACUAGUAUGAUGCUUAGAUUCAUCAUAGAUGUAUAUUUCUGGCGCCGCAGCAAGGCCGUCAAAAAGAGGGCAAAGUGCUAG